Klebsormidium nitens is the source of this 1830-nucleotide messenger RNA. The record is from the annotation of a GenBank genome assembly. NCBI's taxonomy places the organism in Eukaryota, Viridiplantae, Streptophyta, Klebsormidiophyceae, Klebsormidiales, Klebsormidiaceae.
UGCCAAGCCUGAGACUGACUCCGACACAGCACUCCCCCCGCAGCAACUGCUUAAUCUGCUGACGCCGGCACAAAACAUGACACCAGAAUGGUUGCGAGGAGGACUCAGAAUUUGCUUUCCGCCAACUUUGAAGCUGGAAGCGGGCCUUUGAGAGCGACGAAAGCUUUCCAGUGACUGCAGCCGACCCCCUCGAUCUUCACAAUGGGUUUGGCUCAGUUGCAGGGGAUAGUGGCGCUCCUUCUUGCUGCCAGCUGUUUGCUUGCGCCAGCCAAAGCAGCAGUGAACGGACCUUGUAAUGUCAGCACAACGAGCGGGUCCUUAUAUCCUGGGGUCUGCAUUGCAACAACAGAUUGCACGGCAAGCGGGGGCACUUUCGCUUCUACCUUCUGCCCCCAUGACCCUGAGAACAUCAAGUGCUGCUACAAAACAACCUGCCAAGGGGGGGGACAAUGCAAAUGGACCACGCAAUGCACUACCGGAGCACCCACCCAAGGGAGCUGCCCUGGCCCGGUUAACUUUCAAUGCUGCCCCGGAACUGGCACUCCCAGUGCUAUUCCACCAGCCUCAGGCACUCCGGUCCGCAAAGGCAAGAUUACUGUCUACUGGGGCCAGAGCGGCAACGAGCCCUCCCUGGCUGCCACGUGUCAGAGCGGCAACUACGACAACGUCAUCAUCUCCUUUCUCAACGUCUUCGGGUCUGGCCGCACCCCAGCGCUGAACCUUGCAGGCCACUGCGACCCCCGCAUCAACGGCUGUCUGAAACAGGCCUCUCAAAUAACCACGUGCCAGCAGUUGGGCGUUCGGGUGCUUCUAUCCAUUGGCGGCGGCCUGGGCGACUAUUCACUCGCGUCGAACGAGGAUGGGCAGAGCGUCGCACGCUACCUUUGGAACACGUACCUAGGGGGCAGCAGUAGCGCGCGACCACUGGGGGCUGCCAAGCUGGAUGGGAUCGACCUCGACAUUGAGAGUAGAUCGGGGGGGAAUUCGCAGACGGGUUACGCCGCGCUUGUGAGGCAGCUGCGCACCCUCAUGAACGGCGACUCCUCCAAGCGCUAUUACAUCACAGGCGCCCCCCAAUGUAUUAAGCCCGACUAUUUCCUUGGCCCUAAGGAAGGGACCGCCCUGGGUGAAGCUGCCGGGUCUUUUGAUUGGCUGAACGUGCAGUUCUACAGCAACAAUUGCGGCUACGGCUAUAGCGGGGGCGGUACGGCCGCUGUCCUCAGGUCCUGGAACGACUGGUCCAGCUGGAUGGCAAGCGCAAACCCUGCGAUGCGCCUCUAUCUGGGCAUUCGCGCAAGUUCCGGAUCGAAGGAUUACAUGGAUCCGGCAACGCUGGCAGGCCUCCUGCCACUGCUGCAGAAGUCGAGCAACUACGGGGGAGUCAUGCUGUGGGACGUGCUUAGUGACAACAGGAAUGUCAUCAACGGGAAGCCAUUCAGCGCCAACAUUCGUGGUUUGGUUUAGGAUCGCAGCGAAUGUUGGCGCAAACCGGCUUUGACAGUGUAGGAGGGUCGGAGCUGAGGAUAUGGGACUUGCCUGAUUCUAGGGAAGUCGAAUUGCUAUCAUGUAAGCGAGUAGAGGGGCCCACAAUGUGCAAACAUUGCGAAACAUGUGUUAAAUCAGAUUGGGAAGGGAUAGCUUGCAUCAGGAGCAGAUCUGAAGUUUGUCCAAGUCUCGUAGCAAUGACUGUGCCACUCAUUCUUCCACAUGUAGUACCUUAUAUGUGUGAUGCGAAAUUGCGAGAGACUAAUUUGAACAUCCCUGAUAUAAAGCAUUGACUCAAAUGGCAAUCGUGUUUGAGCUGGAAAUCCGCUCAAGUUUCAAGAGUGA